UCACGAAGUGUCAUGUUUUCAACACUAAGUUGUCAAAAUAAAAUAUAAAAAUCCUUUCUGAACAUAAAUUCACAAACAUUGUAUGAUCAUUAAGAAACAGCCAAAAUAUGUUAAAACGUUGAUCCAAAAGACCAUAAAUACUACAUGUAUUCAGAACUGUACCGCCCUCCGGAUAACAGGUAAUACGACAAUUAAUGCGUGUUAAAAUCUACUUACUUACGCUUGUUACCCCCAAUGGAGCAUAGGCCGCCGACCAGCAUUCUCCAACCCACUCUGUCAUGGGCCUUCCUUUCUAGUUCUAUCCAGUUGUUUCUUUUUCUGAUAUCUGUUUCCGAUUCUCGGCGUAACGUGUUCUUUGAUUUUUCUCUUCUCCUUUGACCUUGAGGAUUCCAAGUGAAGGCUUGCCUUGUGACGUAGUUAUAUGCUUUCCUUACUGUGUCCUAUCCAUUUCCAGUGCUUCUUCCUGAUCUCUCCCUCCACUAAAGUCAGGUUUGUUCUUUUUCACAGUAGGUUGUUGCUAAUAGUGUCUGGCAAACGGUUUCGAGGUAUUUUGUGCAGACAACUGUUAAUAAACACCUGUAUCUUCUGGAUGAUGGCCCCAUACAAUAGAACUGUCUUUAUAUUUGUAUUGGUGUUGGUUGAUAGUUGUUUUGAGUUCCAGAUGUUCUUCAAUUGUAAAUAUGUUGCUCUUGCUUUGAUGAUCCGCGCCUUCACAUUCGCAUUAGAUCCACCGUGUUCAUCAAUGUUGCUGUCCAGAUAUGUAGAGGUUUUUACAUCAUCCAAACCCUCUCCGUCAUGUGUGAUUCGACUGAUGCAUGUUGUGUUGUGUCGGAGAGCCUUGCUUUUCCCUUCGUGUAUGUUGAGACCUACUGCUGCUACACUGGUCGUCUUCUCUUGUAUUUGCUGUUGUGCGUGUGAUAGAAGAGCCAGAUCGUCUGGGAAGUUUAGGUCAUCCAGCUGCAUCCUAGUUAUCCAUUGUAUCCCAUGCUGCCCCCAGAUGUUGAUGCCUCCAUAAUCCAGUCGAUCACCAGGAGAAAGAAAAAGGGUGAGAGUAAGCAAACUUGCCUGACAUCGGUCUUUACUUCGAACGAGUCAGUGAGUUGUCCUCCAUGCACGAUUUUGCAGUUAAGU
Molecule: messenger RNA, 1131 nt
Organism: Schistosoma rodhaini
Lineage: Eukaryota; Metazoa; Platyhelminthes; Trematoda; Strigeidida; Schistosomatidae
Source: the annotation of a GenBank genome assembly